UUUUCUUUUUCAAAAACCUAAAUUUCUGCUUCUUUCUUUUCGCUUCUAAAAUUCUAAUUCUUGAAGGGUUUUUAAUUUUGUUUGAAUAGGUAUAAAAGAGAGAUCGAAAAUGUAUCUGCAAUUUUACAUCAACGAUAAUGGCGACAAAGUCUAUACUACCAAGAAGGAAUCACCUGUUGGUAAGGCCACAGAAUCAGCUCAUCCAGCUCGCUUUUCUCCUGAUGACAAAUUCUCAAGGCAGAGAGUUCUGUUAAAGAAGCGCUUUGGAUUGUUGCCCACCCAACAAACACCUCAGAAGUACUGAUAUUGGAUGAUCACAUAACCUUCUGGUGCUUGGGGAUGUGUUGAAUCUGUUUCAUAUGUUUCGGUAUUAUGUUAUGAAAUUGCCUCAUAUGUUUCGUUGAUCUCAUAUGAAAUUGCCUCAUAUGUUAUGAAAGAGUGCAGACUAGAUUUUGUGAUGUACACAUUUUAAGGUUGUAACUUUAAGAAUGAGUUUUGUCAUUAAAUGUCAACGUCUAGUUAUUCUGUCUCAAAA
Spinacia oleracea (spinach) is the source of this 535-nucleotide messenger RNA. Its product is annotated as H/ACA ribonucleoprotein complex subunit 3-like protein. NCBI's taxonomy places the organism in Eukaryota, Viridiplantae, Streptophyta, Magnoliopsida, Caryophyllales, Amaranthaceae. The record is from RefSeq and is a predicted model, not a curated record. Gene Ontology annotation, molecular function: telomerase RNA binding; snoRNA binding. Gene Ontology annotation, biological process: snRNA pseudouridine synthesis; rRNA pseudouridine synthesis; ribosome biogenesis. Bases 110 to 304 code for a protein of 64 amino acids. The transcript has 3 exons. Gene Ontology annotation, cellular component: box H/ACA snoRNP complex.